AUGGAUAACAUCAACAUCACAUGCUCACUGCAAUGUCGGUCACAUUUACAAGAACUUGAAGUAAAAUCUGCUGAUUUCAACAAACUAAUGACCACUGAUUGUGGUGAUAACACGGAUUGUCCAACGUAUAAACAUCGUAUACGUCGCUGUUUGCGUGGAGAAAUACGAGAGUUUUCUACUUCAAAUUUACUCAAAAAUGGCUGCACCAGAGCUUAUCAACGAUGUCAACGAAACAAGCGAUGCAAAAAAAUGCAUGAUGACAUGACAAACAUUCGCUGUAACUUGUUGAUACCUGGUAUUGAAUGCACACAAGAAUGCGAAAAAGCAUUAAUGGCGUUGACUCACACGAGGAAAGCGAAAAAAUAUUUACACUGUCGUUGCGACAGUAGUUUUCACUACGAAGGAGUGUGUCAUAACAUUCGAAAUAACGCUCUUACUCUGUGUAAAUCGAAAGAAUUUCGUUCGUUCUUAAAACACAAAAACUUCCGCACAUAG
This is a messenger RNA of Hydractinia symbiolongicarpus, 495 nucleotides long. RefSeq lists its product as uncharacterized. The record is from RefSeq and is a predicted model, not a curated record. Lineage: Eukaryota; Metazoa; Cnidaria; Hydrozoa; Anthoathecata; Hydractiniidae. The coding region runs from base 1 to 495 and encodes 164 amino acids. The transcript has a single exon. Gene Ontology annotation, biological process: regulation of cell cycle.